This is a messenger RNA of Conger conger (European conger), 3460 nucleotides long. Its product is annotated as RAS guanyl-releasing protein 1-like. Gene Ontology annotation, molecular function: guanyl-nucleotide exchange factor activity; calcium ion binding. The record is from RefSeq and is a predicted model, not a curated record. NCBI's taxonomy places the organism in Eukaryota, Metazoa, Chordata, Actinopteri, Anguilliformes, Congridae. Gene Ontology annotation, cellular component: plasma membrane. Gene Ontology annotation, biological process: positive regulation of GTPase activity; Ras protein signal transduction. The coding region runs from base 669 to 2849 and encodes 726 amino acids. The transcript has 17 exons.
AUCAGCUCUCUCCACUCCACUGUCCUUUCUCUCACCCUCUCUCUCACACCCUCUCUCUCACACGCACACACACACACACACACAAACAAUCACCCUCUCUCUCACACACACACACUCUCUCUCUCUCAUACACUCACAUACACACACAAACACUCAACCUCUCUCUCACACACACACACACUCACUGUCUCUCUCUCUCUCACACACACACACCCUCUCUCUCAUACACUCACAUAUACAGUUCCCCUAUCUCUUAGACCCAGUUCCUCUGUUGGAGAGAAGCCGACUUGAGGCUGGACUAUUUAGACGCGGGUCUGUCUGUGUUUGUCUUUUACACACAUACGGACGUACGCGCGCACGAGCGGUUAGAUACAGUGCAUUUAUCUUUCUCCGUGGGACCUUGUGGUCGCAGAGUCUGCUGCAGUCCGGGUCUCUGUGUGGUGGGAGUUGGGGCUGGUGCUGAGCAAGCACAGCUCUCUUUCCGGCUCUCUGGCACUGAGUUUGCAGAGGAAGAGUUCUUCCGUCUCAGAACCUCCACUCCUGCUCCAGGGGUCCAGACCCAGGCAUCGGGAGAAGUAUGUGGGUGCGGGGGUCCUCCUCGACCCCCCAGUGAGCUUAGAGGAAGAGGAGGAAGAGGAGUAGUUUGUGUGGAAGACUGAAGUCUGGCCAUGAACCGCAAGGAGACCAAGAGGAAGUCUCGGCAGGGCAGCCUGGGGGGCGUGGGGGGCCAGCGGGCAGGGCAGCGGAGGAUGACCUGUCCAAGCCCACAGGAGAUCAGCCAGGCCCUGCAGAGCCCAUGUCCCACCCCCCCAUCCCACGGCCUCAGCCUGGAGGAGCUCAUACAGCGCUGUCUGCACAGCUUCGACUCAGAGGGGAAGCUGGGCAGAGGGGCGCCUCUUGUCAACAUGACCCUGAUGAUGCACAGCUGGGUGGUCUCCUCCCAUACCUUCGCUCGCAAGCUUCUCUCACUCUAUAAGGACUGCCCUGAGGAGAGGAGGGCACAGCGGACUCAGAUUAGCCACUUCAUCAGGCAUUGGGUGAACAAGUUCCCAGCAGCCUUUGAGGCAGACCCCCUGCUGGAGCAGGAAAUGGGAGAUCUGUGGAGUCUGGUCGACACAGAUGGGGAGGAGUCCCACUGCCAUUUGAUUGACACCUCUUACCUUAACCUCCCACCAACCCCCCUGCAAGUUCCCUCCCCCACGGUGAAGAAGAGGAAGGUGUCCCUCCUCUUCGACCACAUGGAGCCAGACCAGAUGGCCCAACACCUCAGCCACCUGGAGUUCAAGAUCUUCUGCCAGGUCUCAUACCUGGAUUACCACAGCUACGUGGUACGGGGCUCAGUGAGGGAUAACUCGGCCCUGGAGCGCUCGGUCAUGCUGUGUAACGGUGUGUCCCAGUGGGUCCAGCUCAUGAUCCUCAGCAGACACACCGCCCGGCAGAGGGCCCAGGUCUUCACCAAGUUCAUCCAUGUGGCGCAGGAGCUGCGCUCUCUGCAGAACUUUAACACCCUCAUGGCUGUGAUAGGAGGUCUCUGCCAUAGCUGCAUCUCUCGCCUCAAAGACACGGCCAGCCUGCUGCCUCAGGACGUCACCAAGGCGCUGAGCGAGCUGACGGACCUGCUGUCCUCUCGCGGUAACUACAGGGCAUACCGGCGCGUGUACAGGGACUGCUCUGGGUUCAAGUUGCCCAUCCUGGGGGUGCACCUCAAGGACCUGAUGUCCCUGAACGAGGCCCUGCCGGACUACCUGCAGGGGGACAAGAUCAACCUGGGCAAGCUGCAGCACCUGUACAGCAACAUCGCCGACCUGCUGGCCGUGCACGAGAGCGCGCCCCCCUUCCAGGCCAAUAAGGACCUGCUGCACCUGCUUACUCUGUCUCUGGACCUGUACUACACCGAGGAUGAGAUUUACAACCUCUCCUAUGCCAAGGAGCCCAGAAAUCCGAAAAUCCAGCCCACUACCCUGGUUAAGCCCCCCGUGGUAGGAGAGUGGGGGUCAGGGGUCACGCCCAGACUGGACCCUGAAACCAUCUCCACGCACGUCAAACUGAUGGUGGACUCCAUAAUGAAGAACUAUGACUUGAACCAGGAUGGAUAUAUUUCGUUAGAGGACUUUGAGAACAUCGUUUCAAACUUCCCCUUCUCUUUCUGCACACACGAGAGAGACAGGGAAGGGGAGAUCAGCCGGGAAGAGAUCACCUCCUACUUCAUGAGGGGGAUGUCGGUUUGCGCCAAGCUGGGCUUCAGCUUCUUGCACGACUUCCACGAGAUCACCUACAAGAGGCCCACUUUCUGCGACACCUGUGGAGGCUUUCUGUGGGGGGUUAUUAAACAGGGUUACCGGUGCAGAGACUGUGGAAUAAACUGUCACAGACACUGUAAGGACCAAGUUGGGCUCGAGUGUAAAAAGAGGUUUAAGGUUUCUGGAGUUUCCUGUCCUGGCACCCCAAUCCCCAACAUCAGGCACAAGGGGAACAGCUCCAGCUCUGAAGAGGACACCUUUGUCUUUCCUCGCGGUGAGGAAACGGAACAGGUUGAGGACCUCUCUGCCCCCUGGGAUGAUGGAAAGGGGAGUUCCCGGAUUUCACACCGGUCCACUCAGACAGACCCGGGUGUCUGGACCCCAGGACCAGUGGAAAGAAGAGAAGGGAAUCCACACAACUCAACAUCCCCUCUAGAGAAGGACGAAGCAGCACCGUGUGAAGCAGCGCCGUGCCCUCCCCUGCCUGCAGGGCCGGAGAAGGUUCCGGAAACAGAGAACCGGAGAGCACAGGUGACCUCAGCAGCAGAUCUGGAGGAGGAGAUGGGAGAGCUACAGCUGCAGGAAGGGCAGAGAGAAGAGCCAGAUUAAACACACACACACACACACACACACACACCCAUACGCACAGCUGCAGGAAGGGCAGAGAGAAGAGCCAGAUUAAACACACACACACACACACACAUAUGCACAGCUGCAGGAAAACCAGAGGGAAGAGCCAGAUUAAACACACACACACACACACACACACACACACACACACAUACGCACAGCUGCAGGAAAACCAGAAAGAAGAGCCAGAUUAAAUCUCACACACACACACACAGACACACACACACACAGCUGCAGGAAGACCAGAGAGGAGCCAGAUUAAAUCUCACACGCAGACACACAUAUACACACACACACGUCUGCAGAGUUGCGUGACUCAAAAACGGAAAACGAUUAAGUUCUGUAAUGAGUAUCAAAGUCAAAUCUCUAAAUCAUCUCAAUUAUCAUCUCAUCUCAUGCUCUGGUGUCAUGUACACUGUAAAUUGUGCUUCAUGUUUUAAAAUAAGUUUUUUGACAAAGAGCAGUUGCCAUAGAUCAUAUUUAUUUAGUGUCUAUCAAUUACUCUUCAAAACAAUCUAUUUUGUGAAAAAUUAUUUUGAGCCUUAUGGCUACUGUUGUGUACAUUGUUUUAUUAAAACAAUUCAAUUUGU